Messenger RNA from Octopus sinensis (East Asian common octopus), 672 nucleotides. RefSeq names its product actin cytoskeleton-regulatory complex protein pan1-like. Bases 70 to 531 code for a protein of 153 amino acids. The transcript is spliced from 2 exons. The record is from RefSeq and is a predicted model, not a curated record. NCBI's taxonomy places the organism in Eukaryota, Metazoa, Mollusca, Cephalopoda, Octopoda, Octopodidae.
UUUAAAUGGCGGAAGGCUUCUCUGUUCGUUGCUAAGCAAUAACAACUAACUUAAACGCUUUAAAUAAACAUGACCACCACUAUUGCACCAAAAGACGGAUUGUCAAUAAGUCAGACGUGUGUCAUUCAGAAUCAGACCCGGAAAUCAACGGAGAAUUUUAACGCAACAACAGAAGUGGGCGGAGGAGCAAGAGUUGUGUACGAUGACGAUGAUGACAACGGUCAAGAUGAUGACGAUGAUGACAGCAGCGACGAUGGUGAGAAGGAGGAGUCACUGACAGCCAUUCUGUUCCCUUUGCCCCUGAAGUUCAAGCUGCCGUCGCCCCCAACAUCGUCAUCGUCAGCAUCGUUGAUAACGACCCUGUCCUCAUCGUCGACCCUCGCGAUAUCGCCGCCACCGCCGCCGCCGCCCGCCGCCGCCGCCGCCGCCGCCGUCAUCGCCGCAAGAGUCCCCACCGUCGCCGUCAUCACCGCUGGAAUUGCCGCCGACGUCGCCGACGCCGUGUACGUCAACAUGUCAGUACCAUGCUAGUGGUACGUCGUCACCACCGUCCUGCACUUGCGUAGUCUUCCCAUCGUCGUCAUCAUCGUCGUCAUCGUUGUCGUCAUCGUCAUCAUCGUUAUCGUUGGUAGGAGCGGCAGCAGCGUCAUCACGACGUCGACGUCGACGAAA